AUAAAGUACGCAUGCGCAGUUGUACUUAACAGUAUUUUCUUUUUCCUUCUCCUCUGUGUUGUGGUUCGUUUUCAGAUUUACUCAGAAACAGAGAUGACGGCGGUCAAAGGUUGGGUUGUAUUUGUGCUUGUGGUUUCACUUUGUAAUGCGGAGACUCCUGGAAGGCCGCUGAGCACGGAAAAUAUCCUGAUAAACGUGACGGCAGACACAGAACUGCAGGAGUCAAAAAACUUACAGAUCAGCUUUAAUGUUUCAGUGGGAGAAGAACAGAUUCUGGUUAAUGACUUCCCGGUGGAGCUGUCGGGAGUCACCAGGUUUCCCUGUCAAGCUCUUAUUUUGAAUAGCAUCAAUGGAAGCAGAGAGUUUGAGUCUGGAGACUUGGUUUCCACGGUAACCAGAGUGAUGGUGAGCCAAAACCGGCUCUACAGCGACUUGGAGGAGGUGCUGGCUCUGCAGCUCUUCAGCGAAGUGAUAGAACUGGAGGGAAAAGAGGUCCAGCAGCCGGACAUGUGUGAGGUGAAAAUCCUGAUGAGUCCAGACUUCCAGAAGCUGGGUCAGUUCACCAACGUCUACCCCAUCGGACACAGCGACAUCUUCAAGUUUCCACGAGAGAACGACGUGGUCGUCACCGACCCGCCGAGUUCUAGGAGGGAUGAAGAGCAGCUCAUGACCCACACCACCAGCCAGUACCCCCACACGGAGAAGCAGGCCGACACCACCCAGGAGGAGGUGGCGGCUCCAGGAAAGCUCCCAGAGACCCCCCUGCGAAUGGACCCCCUCCUGCUGUACAAUGACGGGUACGAAUACACGGACGACAGGGACCAGAGCCGCUCGGAUCAGAACCAGAGUGAAGCGUCGUCGUCGUACUCGGCCAUGUGUCGCUGGGUGGAGGAGAUGAGGGAGCGUCUGCGCGUCUUCUGCUUCAAGUCGCUGCCGGUUUUCUUCCUGGUGAUGGGCGUGGUUGUGAUCGGCGUCGUGGGAUCAGGAUUCAUCGUCAAGAUCCUAGAUUUGUUCUUCCCGGCGUGUGACCACAAGCACAUUUUGCACCUCAACCCCAUCACUCUGAUGCCCGAGGAGGAGAAGCAGAACCUUCUGGAAAUCCUAGAACCAGAGCAGGAAGAGAAGGAACCUUGAGCUUCACGUCGGCCAGCUCCCUCUCUCUCUGACCUGACUCGUUUCGACAGUUUUGUAGCGCCGGCUCUGCUCCACGAUCCCACCGGAUCGGCCCUGAUCCCAGCUGAUCAGCCUGUUUGACUCUUCAGCCCUCAAACAGGAGCAGUUGUCAUGAGAACCCCCAAAUUCAGCCUCACAUUGAGCCCCCCAAAGGAGGACGAAGACUAACGGCGCUCCCUCCACACGCAGUCAUUUUUUUUUUCACUAUAAAGUUAAAGUAGGCGAUCUCCUGCAUCCUUUAAAACACUAAUUCUGAAUGUCAGUUCCUUCAGAUUUGCAUAAAGAGUGAAGCGAGUUUGCAUGUUUGCUCUGGUCUGUAAACCGAACAUAAACUUUAAGACUUUCAGGACCUGAGUGGUUGUAUGAACUCUUUUUUUUUUUUUUUUUGUCUGUUUUUUCUAAAGAAGUUGCAGCAGAAAUCUGCAAAUGAAAACAAAACAAAAGCAUGUUUCCUAAAAGGUGCAAGUUAGAUUUCAACUGAUGCACUAAGAGAACUAGUAGCUGUUCUUUCUGAUGCAGACCGUCUCUCUGGAUGUUUGUUACAGAGCUGCUGCUGUUUGUUUAUCCUCUGCAUGGCUCACCUUUCUUUUUCUAGACGUCACUUCAAACUGCGGAACGGUUGAGGUUCUUCCUGUUUGAUGAGGCAGGCGGCCGGCUCUGAUUCUGCUGCCGGUGGCGCUCCGUGCCGGUCGUGUGACCGUCAGAAGGAAAGUACAUUCAGGUGGACUUCAGCGUGCACAAGGGUGGAACCAGGAGGUUCCUGAUCUGAGCAGAACCAGCCAGGAAAUGGGUUUUAUGAGCAAAAUGGUGUGAAAGUGAUGCUUAAACGGGACGUUAAACAUGCUGUUUAAUGGUUUGUGUUUUUAGCUGUGUGAAGUUCAAAUGAACGGCGUUUCAGUUUGAUUUUGCUCUAAAUAAAAUGUUUCUUCACAA
Messenger RNA from Oryzias melastigma (Indian medaka), 2106 nucleotides. RefSeq names its product glycoprotein integral membrane 1 (gene ginm1). Bases 94 to 1134 code for a protein of 346 amino acids. The record is from RefSeq and is a predicted model, not a curated record. The transcript has 8 exons. Lineage: Eukaryota; Metazoa; Chordata; Actinopteri; Beloniformes; Adrianichthyidae.